This is a messenger RNA of Geodia barretti, 1338 nucleotides long. Lineage: Eukaryota; Metazoa; Porifera; Demospongiae; Tetractinellida; Geodiidae. The record is from the annotation of a GenBank genome assembly.
AUGGCCGCUAGGACGAUGUUCGAGAAAAUAUGGAACGCCCACAUUGUUCACGAGGAACCCGGGCAGCCCUCCCUCAUCUAUGUUGACCUGCACCUGGUGCACGAAGUCACCUCACCCCAGGCGUUCGACGGGUUGCGCCUCGCCGGUCGCAAGGUUCGCCGUCCCGACCUAACCGUCGCCACCGCCGACCACAACACCCCGACCUGGGAGCUGACCCGCCCCAUUGAAGACCAGAUUUCCAAGGCGCAGCUGGAUGCCCUGGAUCGCAACGCCGCCGAGUUCGGCUUGCCUAAUUAUUACGACCGCUUCAGUGAAAAUCAGGGCAUCGUUCACGUCAUCGGUCCCGAUCUGGGAUACACGUUGCCAGGCAAAACCGUGGUCUGCGGGGAUAGCCAUACUUCCACCCACGGCGCCCUCGGCUGCUUCGCCGUCGACCAUGGAAUCCGCGUCGACGGCCCGCUGCCAAACGGUGUUUCGGCCAAGGACGUCAUCUUCGGCAUCAUCGGCAAGAUCGGUGUCAAUGGCGGUACCGGCCACGUGAUCGAGUACACCGGAGAAGCCAUUCGCGCCCUGUCGAUGGACGGACGCAUGACCGUCUGCAACAUGAGCAUCGAGGCCGGCGCCCGCGCCGGCAUGAUCGCCCCCGACGACACCACGUUCGACUAUGUUCGGACCCGUCCUUAUGCGCCCAAGGGAGCCGAGCUGGAAGCAAAAAUAGAAGAAUGGCGUGGCCUCGUUACCGAUGCCGGCGCAACAUACGAUAAGACCGUCGUGAUCCCCGCCAGCGAACUGACACCCUUCGUUACCUGGGGCACCAAACCAGACAUGGUGGCCUCCGUGACCGACCGCAUCCCAGACCCCGCCUCCUUCGCCACCGCCGGGGAACGCGAGGCUGCCGAACGCGCUCUCGAAUACAUGGGACUGGAGGCCAACCAGGCGAUCCAGGACAUCAAAAUUGACCGUGUGUUCCUUGGCGCCUGCACCAAUGCCCGCAUCGACGAUCUUCGCGCCGCCGCCAACGUAAUCAAGGGCCGCCAGGUUAAUUCCGACGUUUACGCCAUGGUCGUCCCCGGGUCAGCGCGCGUGAAAAUGGAAGCCGAGGCCGAGGGGCUGGAUCAGGUGUUCAAGGAAGCCGGGUUUGACUGGCGCGUAGCCGGCUGCUCGAUGUGCCUGGGCAUGAAUCCCGACAUCCUGGAACCGGGCCAGCGUUGCGCUUCCACCUCCAACCGCAACUUCGAAGGACGCCAGGGUAACGGUGGCCGCACCCACCUGGUCAGCCCCGAGAUGGCCGCUGCUGCCGCCAUCGCCGGACACUUCGUCGACGUCAGGGAUUUCUGA